Messenger RNA from Ostreococcus lucimarinus CCE9901, 9843 nucleotides. RefSeq lists its product with no specific name. The transcript has 2 exons. The record is from RefSeq and is a predicted model, not a curated record. NCBI's taxonomy places the organism in Eukaryota, Viridiplantae, Chlorophyta, Mamiellophyceae, Mamiellales, Bathycoccaceae. Bases 268 to 9843 code for a protein of 3191 amino acids.
CGUCCACGCGGCGUCCACUCGCGAACGCGCGGAUACCGUUCGCUCUCUCAGCGCCCUCCACGUCCGAUCGGUUCGGAAGUGACGCGCGCGCGCAGAAUAGUUUCGCGUCACAACGCAAUUAUUCAUUCCCGUGUUGAUUUUAUUCUAUUCCAGGGGGUAUGGGUAUAGAGUUUACAGUGCCUUCGUACGAGAUAUUUCCCAACACCCUUUAGUACCAAAACCUAAUUGCGUAUCUUCCCUCACUUUCCGACGUCACGCGCGCACGCGAUGACGUCGGCGACGCCGAAACGACGGCGCGCGCGCAGAUUUUUGUAUGCGUUCGGAGGACCGACACUCUUAUUUAACCUCAUGCGCGUGUUUGCCAUGUCCGGGCUCGUGGCAACAAUUACAAUGUCAACAGCCGCGGGCGCCGCCCACGGUGGAGGUGCGAGCAUGGACGAGGGACCGGCGCAAAUGCAUUAUAUGCCUGAUCGAUUUCGCAGCCUCGCGGGCGGCGGCUGGCUUACUAUCUCAUCGAGAGACGUGCACAAGAGCCUGAUGCCCAUGCCUGGGAUGCGCGGUGGCGGGGAAGGCGCGAAUGAGUCAGCAGUAAGUGGCAGCGCGAUGAAGGACGAGGUGAAGAUCGAUCUGGCCCACGGUGACCCAGACGGUGAGCGAUCGUGCGAUCUCGUGCAUUACAAGUCAUCCUCGAAUGAGUUGGUGUGUUCACCACGUGCGGUGGAUUGCUGUUUGGACGGACUCACGGCGCAGGAGCUCGCCAGCGUAAGCGAUGGGUGCCCGUCGGUGAGACCAGAGCUGAACGUCGAGGUCAACGGUCAGCGAUUGACGUGGGGCAGCGCUGGUAGAAAUGGAAGGGACACGCUCACGGACGAAAGUCUCAAAGUGAGCCAUGGGCAGACGCCGACGAUCGUGGCGGUCGAGCCGGCUGAGGUUCGUCCCGGUGAGUUGAUCACGGUGUACGGACGAACGUGCUUUGGCGAUGUUUGGAAGAAAGAUGAAGAUGAUGGUUCGUCUCUACGUGAUGAUCCCGACGCACUGCGAGAUCUAUUCUCGGUUGAAGCGAGCGCAAGAGAGGAUCCGCGCCAAGAAAUUGGAUUGGAAAAGUCUCUCUACAAGGUGCUCAUCGGUGACCUACCGUGCGAGGUUCGAGAUCCACUCACAAACAGGUACUACCGAUCCGAGCGCGGCGAUGGUCCAUACACAGCCCACCGGCAAACAGAGUGUGGACCCGUUAACGGUUGGUUUCAGUGCCGUGUACCCCAAGACAUCGAUUCCGGUCUUCAUCUACUUCAUUACGAGACGUACACCAGAGGCAAUGCUGUGAUCCUGUCUGAGGCGCUCAGAUGGAAUGCAUCGGACGCGUCCAAGGGCUACGUGCUGUCAGUGGUUGAUGAUAAGUCGGAAGAUGAAGAUCCACCGCGUGUUUAUAACAUAACGCAGCUCUCGAAGGAUGAGUCCAAACAGCGACUCCUUGUUGAGGGUGCGUCUCUUGAUGCGCCAAAUAUCGUCGUCGAGCUUGACGGGGAGCGCUGUGGUGGAAAAAAGGUUGUGUCCAGAUCUGGCAUCGAGGUUGAAUGCUCAGGUUCAGCUGGAGCGAGCUCGCAGUAUCACUACGGCCCCCCCGCGUGGCUGCGUGAAGACUGGGUGUUCAAGGACAAGAAUAAUAAGUUUGUCGGUGGCAAAGCGUGGUCUAACGCUCUCCACGUUUUGAAGCAGCGUGGAGAAAGGUACAACCCUCUCGCCGACGAAGUCAUGGACGCUUUAAGCUCGGCAUUGGCAACGAAUGGCAUUGUCCGCGGGUACAAGAUCGAGAAAGUUCAACAGUAUCUCACGAGCCCAUCGGUUGGAUCACCAUAUGUUGAGGCAACUAGCGGCAUGAAAGCGGCGCACGCCGGACUCAUCCGUCACCGAAGGAUACGGAAUGCUGUGUUUGAACGUGUAAGCGGAGUCAUCACCGCCAAAGCAAACGGGCGAAUGCGCGUGGCGAUCGCCAAUGCGGCGGGCAAUAACAUGGUGCUUCGUGUGCGACAUGUUUCCGACAACUUAAAUGUAUUCAAACCUUGGUUGUUAGUUUCCAAAUUUUGCGGCACCAGAUACAGCAGACAAAACAUUUAUCGAUACGGCUUUUCACAGUGGUUCAGUGUUCGUGGUAACGAAAAAUACUAUAUGGAAUUUCUGAUGAACUUGGACCCCAGAUACUUGCACAAUUUCGGGGGAUUCGAUGUUAAGAUGGAAUUUUCCUACGACGCGGGUAAUCCUGCGGGAUCAAUUGGGCAACUUACGCACACGACAACGCCUCACGUGCCCAAACGAGCGCAUGGUGGCGAUUACGUCGUGCGCUUUAGCGGCGCUUCGAAAACUGCGAUCAGAUUCGCUCAUAAUGCAACUUCUUCAAGAAGCAAUUUUGAGUGGAAACUCUUCAGUGGCGGCAAGACCAUCGAGUUCAAUACGAAGAAUUGGUUGCAUGCACGCGAACACGUGCGGAAAGUUAGAGACGCUCUGCGAUGGGCUAACUGUACCGCGCUGCCUGAAGACUCAAAGAUGUGGGACGCGGACUCGACCCAUUCUUCGCACCCAUUCGACGUCGAGAAUCGAUGGCUCAUGGUGCGUGAUACGCAGACCUUCAAAGAGCCCACCACAGAUUGGAACUUCAUAUGGCAACGUCGCAUGGGCGGAUUCAGAGGCGCGUCGAUCGACUGGAGUACCUCGUACUGUUCGACACACAGUCAAAAAUUUGAUUUGUCGUCACUACCCCCAGGAAGAGUCAUCACUCCUUCUUCUCAUUUCGACGUACCUGCAUCUUCUCGUGCGACGACGAAUAAGUUUCUGAACUUUGCCUACAAAGUCACUCCGGGUACGCGAGCGACCUUGUUACUUCGUCUAAAGUACCGAAGCGGUAAUCGGGACAUAUCGACCACGUGCGCGGUUCUCCUCACCCAUGAACAAGCGACUGGGAACGUGAAGAACUUCGAUCACCCAGCGUGUGUGGACCUUCGAAGCGUCUUCAAGGAUGAUGGAGAGUGGCACUUUAUUUCAUUCGAUUGGCGAACUGCGUUGGCCGGUGGUGAGUAUGCCCCGAGUUAUUUGGGCGAGGCUAUGUUCCCGCAUAAAGUGCAAGUUCAACUCGAUGGUAUCGGUGUCGGCGCGCAGAGAUUCCUCGGCAAGUGUCCGAAUAAACAGCGCUUAGCGGAAAUGUAUGUCGGUGAUGAAGGAAGUGAACUGCGCGGUUACCUCUGGUUGGAUAGCGUUUCUGUGACACAGGAACGCUACUCUCCUCAACGAGUCGAGACGCCCUCUGCACAGCUCGGAGGUAUGCAAGAAGGCGUUCACGCAAUCACAGAUAUUGAAUAUUCGGUCAUCAGCCGAAGCGAUGGCUCUAAGUGCAAAUCGCUGUCGGACUGUGAUAUCAUCGUGAGCCUGCGUCAGGUGAAGAGAUGCAUUGAUGCGCAGUCGCGAGGCGAUUUCAAUAUUUCGCCGAUGGUGAUGUCACAGACGAGUCCAAACCCGCAACCCGCGACGGUCUCGUGUGGUCGUCACUAUGCAGCGAACUGCUCGACUUGUCCGUGGAAGGUGUCCGCGGAAGGUGUCCGUGGAAGGUGGAUGGGCUGGAAAUAUUGCAAUGGUGCGUGCGAAUGGAGAUGGCACGGGCGUAUCAAUGCAGGUGGCACGUGCGUGUCAAAGCCAGCUCCAACUCCUCCGGCAAUAACAGUCACGGAUCGUACUUCUUCAACACGUGGAACCGUCACUGCACAGAUCACAGGGGGGACGAUGACGCAAUUUUCCACCUCUGCCAAUUCAUCUGAAGUGCAGGACGCAUUACGUCAUGUCCUCGGAGCGCACGACGGAGGCUUCGUGGUGAGUCCAAGCAUGGAUUUGUUUGAUGCGUGCGGUGUGAGCGCUCAUCGCAUGCGCGUUGCGCAUGCGAGCGAUCUCGAAUCGAUCCAAGCGCGGUACAAAGAAGUCGUCAAUGGUGUGCCCCUGGGAAUGCUACCGAAAUCUUCCCGAGGCCGCACUGCGGAAAAUGACGCAGGUCUCCUUAAUAUAACUGUGAAUGUCUCAGGCGGCCUCGCUGAGAUAGUCGCGACAGACGAGUCGAGCGAUUUCAUCGGUAUGGUGCCCCUGGACACGAGAACAGAUCUCGAUGUGCGCGCCUUGAUUCGCGGUGGCGACGCCGUGUUGGCGACGGCUGUUGUGACGGAUGGCGACACAGUCGUACCAUGUUCUGUCUCACCUGACCGUAUGUCUGCGACUGGCUUCAAACAAGUUCCGAACGGGCAGGCAUUCGUUGGCGAUGCUUCUUGCCACAUCAUUGUGCCACACGAGGAAGUUGCAUCUGACGCGACCGUGCACGCUCCGACGGAGUUGAAUCAGGAUGGUUUUCCCUCACUCGGUGAGUCCGUGAGUCAAUCGAGUCCGACAGACCAGAAACGUCGACGGGACGUCGAAACUAUCCGUCGGCGCAGCAUGUCAAACUCGCUAAAAUUUCCUGGCCAUGAUACCUGGGCAAAACGAGAUCUAUCGAUGAGUAGAUCCGAUCUUGGACGAUUAACAGUCACAGUGGUUGGUUUUGGUGCGCGUGUGCACAACGGCGCCGCGCACCGUAGAGCUGCGAAUCACGCGCGGAAACUGUUGAAAACGGAACUCGUCGCGAAGGAUGCAGGUCAGGGGAGUCUCAACAAUACGAAAAGCAAGUAUGAAUUUCCGGCGGGCGCGGGUCGAUUCAGUGAUCCAUCGACGUGGGGUCCUCGGGGAGUGCCGGACCAAAACUCGACGGAUAUGCUCUUUAUUCCUGCCGGUUUCAAUCUUACUCUGGAUGUCGCCGAUACGUACUUCCGCGUGUGGGUGAUUGAGGGGCACCUAAAUUUCCAACGGGGCAUGAACAUCACGAUGCAAGCAGAAAUGAUCGUCAUCAACGGCGACGACGCACACUUUAGCAUUGGGAGUGAAACACGUCCCUUUGAAGAUCAGGCGAAUAUCAUCAUGCACGGUCACUGGCGAUCCCUCGGCUUGCCCAAAUAUGGGGUGAAGUGCAUCUCACUGACGAGCGGACGAUUAACAUUCUAUGGUCAGCACGUCACGCCUUGGAUGGAACUGGCCACUACGGCUUCAGCUAACGCAAACGUUAUUUCCGUCAGAAGCAAGGAAGGCAAGACUCCAGAUCUCGCCGGAUGGAAACCGGGUGCGAGUAUUGUGGUGACGUCAACCUCUUACGGGGACAGGAGAUGUCGGCAAAACCGUACAGACGACUGUCAACCCGAGGAGCGCGUUAUUGAAUCUGUCACUCCUAGAGGCAACUUUGCGGACAUAACUCUCGAUCGACCGUUGAAGUAUGAACAUUUGGGUGAAUCCGUGAAUGUGGCGGGAAGCCCCCGCGGGGCUACGAUUGAGCGUCGUGCUGAAGUAAUGCUUCUCACGAGAAAUAUCAACGUGCGCGGCACGACUGAACACAAUGGGUAUAAGCUCGUCGGCUUUGGCGCGCACACUAUGAUGAUGUCUGGUCAAAUGGUGUUGAAAAAUGUUGAAUUCGGCCCAAACGUCGGACAGGCCUUCCAACUGGGUCGGUAUGCCAUCCACUACCACACGCCCAAUGAAAAGAUGUUCAAAUAUGGUUUGACAGCCUCAAAUGACCCGAGGAUGCAGGGCGCAGACCAGCGCUUGAGUCGUGUGGAGGGAGUCUCGGUCCACCAAUCAAACAACCGUGCGAUCGCGGUGCAUGGUUGUUAUCGACUGAACAUCAUUAACAACGUCGCGUACAACAUCUUGGGACAUGGGAUGUUCGUUGAAGAUGGUGUGGAAAUGUGGAACCUCUUCAAGGACAACGUUGUUUCUCUAGUGCAUCGCUCUUUCUCUCUUUUGAACACUGAUCAAACACCUGCAGCGUUUUGGAUAUCGAACGCUAACAAUUUCUUCAUCGGUAAUCGAGUGUCAUCGAGUAAUCAUCAUGGAUAUUGGUUUGACCCACCAGGAGGACCUACCGGACCGUCGUCGCGAACGCUCACGGGGCCUUUGGAAAUCCAAAAAUUAAGCACUCGGAAGGUACCGCUCGGCCAGUUUGAAAAUAACAGAGCCCACUCGAAUGGCCACUCCGGACUUUGGAUUGAUCAAAUAAACACGGUCUUGCAGCAAGGCGGCAGGCUCAGAAUGUACAUGGUCGGUACCCACGUAUGGAACAAUGGAAUCAACGGUUUCGGAAUGAUUACCGGCGUUGGGCAUCUACAGAUUGUGAAUACGUUUGCCAUGGGCAACGGGAUUGACAUCAUGUAUAUCAAGUCGACUGGUGCGACGUGGGCGAUGCCGACGAAUGGUUGGUCCGGUAACUUGGUGUACAACGCCACCCUUCGCGGUGACCCGAAACGCAAUACCCAGGCAAUCGGCUGUCCGCACGGCGGAUGGGUAACAUUUAACGAUAUCCUCAUUAGUGGCUAUCAAAGUAGGUUGCCCCCAAUACACCACUGCGCUGUGUGUCCGGGUUUCAAAGGCGGCAUGGAAGUUCGUUUCAUGAAUAUGAAAUUCGUCGACAGUGAUACAAGGCGGCUCCGCGGUGGUUCAACAUCUCGACCGCGCGUAUUCUGGAACGGGUACAACUCCAACCUUUUGCUCGACGUGGAUGGGACCCUGAGUGGAUCGCCAGGUCCACGAUGGGCGCAUUCAGUCAAGGGCGCCAGUGAUGAUCCCAGGAACCGGCCGACGGGUCAUUUUCCGCCAGAACACUGCACCCUCAAUGAUCACAUCGGAGGUGUUGUUUGCGACGCCAACACUGUGUCGUUGCGAGAGGUGCAGUGGCGCCGUAUCAAGCCCAUGACCCUUAUACCCAUGGCGAUGCAGACAGCACCUGAUCAAAAUGCAGGGCAAGUGAACUUUUAUCAUUACGACCAUAUCGAGCGACGUUUCAAUUGGCGUACGACAUUGGUUAUGGUUAAAAGUCCGAACGCGAAGCCAUACAUCCAUAACUUUACGUUUAAGUUUAAAACAUGGCAAAUUGAUGACCCGGACGCUUGGUACAUGGAGGUCCGUGAGCUUCAGCCCAAUGAAUGGGCUAUAAUGCGAUUCCCCACACUCCGCAAUCCGUGGCGUUGGAACUUGAAUUCAAGAAUACCGACGGUCACAUUGAAUAACUACAAUCAAAGUGAUUAUAGUUUCAAUGAGAGCAAGGCCAUCACCACCACGAGCAACGAAUGGCUGAGUUGGAAAAAUCACAAGUUCGGCGACCACACAUACCUACCCGUUGUGGAGACAAGGGAUGUUAAUGUAAAGCCAGAUCCAGGGCUGCUCGAUAUCAUGAUAUCUGGCAAGCGCGAACAAGGAUGGACACAAUCGUACGCCCUCGGUGCCAACUAUGAUGGCGCGCGUGAAGAUAUGCCCGUCUGCACCACUUCAUGCGGAAGCUCGGCAAAGUCAACAUGUGGCAUGAAACGCUACAACUGCAGACCGGGCGACAAGAAACGAUGUUUGCCGAUGGAAAAGCCUGCAAACUGCUUCGACAAUCGACCUAUACCCGAGGUAGAUCCCGAGCCUAAAACUUUUUCCUGGUGCGACUCAAACGAAGUUUGGUCUCCGCCGGCAUUCGGGGAUGACGUCAUGAUCAAGGCUGGUUGGACGGUCAUCUUAGAUGAAACCUGUCUGGUGACCAACAUAACUAGACACGUGGAUUUAUAUGGGUCCCUGUUGCUUCGUGAUCCAGGCGCUGGUAAAACCAUCAAGUUCCGAGCGCAGACCAUCCACGUCGCGGCUGGGAUUGGAUACCUCGAAGCUGGUGACCAGGAUGAUCCGAUAUCGAAUGGCGACGUUCGUAUCGAGCUUUAUGGGAACAGAUUUUCUAACGCUCGAAUGGGCUACGGUAUGGAGACAAAGUACAUCGCCGUUCUCGGACACCUCAGCCUCGUCGGAAAGGCGAGCGUGGAGCAAACGUGGUCGACGCUUAGAAGCGAUGCGCCCGCGGGAAGCAGUACAAUUGAAACGACAGCCUGUGGCGGUUGGAAUACUGGCGACACGCUCAUGAUUGGUGGCGCUAUGCACAAUUGGACCGGGAUCAAGCAUGCUUGGUUUUUGAGCGCGGAGCGCUGUGAUAUUUCCUCCAUAGCAGUUGCGAGCGAAGGUUGCGUCAUACGGUGUACUUCCAGCUUCAACUACACGCACUCAGGCCCGGCCCAAAAGCACGAGGUCAGUUUUGGUGGAAUGCCAGUGACUCUCAUGCAUAGGCGCUCUCCAGGUGGGCGCGUGCAGGUAGUUGGCAUGGAAGACAAAAACAAGGCACUGGCAGAGCAGCACUAUGGUGCUGUUAUUACUAUCCUGAAACCGAAAAAGAAAGGCUAUGACGCAAAAUUGGCUAAGAGAUUCAAGAUAGAACUCAAGACGCCCGAGCGCAUGCAAGCGGCAACUGAAAGCAUGAAACAUGAUCCCCCGCCUGAAUGCCACCGCAGACAAGGUUCGGCUGUGAUCGUCAAUGUCAACUUUGCGCAUUGCGGUCAGCGGCACUCUAGUCGCGCGUGUGUUUCUUUUGCCGCCGGUAUUGGCGCUGAGUAUCGAGCUACGUUCGCAGAAACGACAUCGAUGGCACUCGUUGCGAACAACACAUUUGCGGACGCCUACAAUUUUGCCGUGAGCGCAGCAGGAGAUGGAAUUAUUAUAGAGAAUAACGCCAUCGCACAAACCUAUCACGGUGGAUUCGAGGUCUCUGGUGCGAACAACACAAUGUCUAAUAACGCAGCUGUUCGAUUAUUCGACGAUGUUAGUGAUUACUUUCACGACAUUGGGUCGGUUGGUUUCAAGUUGUCGGGAUCAGGGAAAUGGUAUACUAACGUCGUCGCCUCCGUGCAGUACACUGGGUUUAAAAUUCCUGGAUAUCCGUGCGAAAUGAUGACUCCAGACGUGGAGGAUGAGGGUUUAGACGUUCGCGCUGUGACCACCGUUCCCGCCGAACCUACAAUGCGUGACCUUCGCGCGUAUGGUGGCAUGGUAGGCGUGAAUCUGCGGGGCGGGCGUACUCGGAUGGUCACACGUGAACCGGUGGAGGCCUACGCGCCGCUCGAGUGUCGCCAAUGGAGCGACUUCGAGAUUCGUUCAAUGGUUUGGUACGGCGUAACCACGUUUGGUCAGGGAAAAACGUCUAUUGUGUUGAAAAACUUUAAUAUUUGGGACACCGGACUUGGUUUCGCGCUGUGGAUGGUCAACGGUGGCUCAGCCGCAGGUUCGAGCAGCGAGCGAGGGCAUUUCGCAGAAAUCAGUGACACGACGAUAAUCGGUUCUGCAAGUCGAUGUAGAAACGACGGCAUUGGGUUUCCCGCGUUUUACUUAACGGCAGAACCGUACCGGCCGGAUCAAGGAGUGAAAACGCCAUCGCGCUUUGGUGGAACGACGCUAAGAAACAUAAGGUUUCGCGAUUUCGGCGCAUGUGAAAAGAAAGGCGUUCGUCAAGUUCGUCAAAAGAAUUACGCAUUGGUGAACGCCAUGAACCGUGGGCGAUACGCGUGGGUUUACUACGACAACGCGAACCCCGUGCGAUCUUCUGGCUUGAGCUUUAAGGGUGUACCAUUCGAAAACAGGUUACUCAUGAUCCAUCCAAGCUGGGGUCGAAUAGGCAAUGGGAAAUGGGGCUGUGCCCAAAUGUACUGCGACGGACAUCGCAACACGUUUGUGAUGGAUGAGGACGGUUCGCUGCUCGGUGAUAACGCCGCAUUCGGGACCAUCUUGCCCGAAAACGAGAUUGGUUGGUUCAAGAAACUGGCCUAUAUCGAUCCGCUCAGCCGUGACAUUCUUGAAGAUUUGGCCAUCUCAAAAUGGGCUGUCGAAAGGAGGCUUCAUGGCAGGCGUGGCUCUGUCCCGAACACAGGCACAGGCAAAUAA